This is a messenger RNA of Microstroma glucosiphilum, 3604 nucleotides long. RefSeq names its product ARM repeat-containing protein. The transcript is spliced from 3 exons. Gene Ontology annotation, cellular component: cytoplasm. Bases 199 to 3540 code for a protein of 1113 amino acids. Gene Ontology annotation, molecular function: mRNA binding. Gene Ontology annotation, biological process: post-transcriptional regulation of gene expression. The record is from RefSeq and is a predicted model, not a curated record. Lineage: Eukaryota; Fungi; Basidiomycota; Exobasidiomycetes; Microstromatales; Microstromataceae.
ACAGUUACCCACUAGGUAGCCGUCUUUUCAACCAGCCUCCUGUACAUUUCUGUGCAGCAGCAACAAAGAGCCCUCUUCAGGUCGCAAUCUAGUCCUUCUGUCUUGGCUUGUCAACUACAAGGUCAAGUGGACAGUGGCUUGAGGAAAAGCACACACGAGACUCUUGCCAAGCCCUUGAAGACUCAAUUCUGUCCCAGCAUGGAGCCAUCUGGAAGACAAUCGGAGCACAAGCUCUCACAGAACAAUUCGCCAUCCAAUGAGGCAGAGGCAAAGCGUCUUUCUCUGGGACCCUCUCCCAUCGGAUCCGAGCGCGGACCAUCACCAAGCGCUCCGGGGUCCAACGCAAAUGCUUCAGCUGCAUCGUUACCCUCUGGUGGCCGCAAUUCUGGCGAGUUCGAUAGCAUGAACUCGAGUGGGAUUCUUGACCCAUCAGACACGGAGGGGAUCAAAGCUCGCCUCGAGCGAAAGCGUCUCGAGCACGAACAUCAGCGAGAGAUCCAGCGCCAAAAGUUUGAGGAGCAGAUGAGAACUCUUGAGCAGCAGCAGCGAGAGGAGGAGGCAAGCUUGCUCCGACAGGAAGACGGCAAAGGUGCAGUGGCUGAAAACACCACCAGUGCGUCGGCUCAAGCCCCUCGUAGCAGCCUUGACGCUGCACGUCCCACGGCCUCCACUACCGGCGCUCCUUCCUACAGCACGAACCUUGGCAAAAGUCCUUCGGCGCAACUCAUCAGCUCUCUGCGAGCCAGCGCUGCAUCGAGUCCUACGAGCAACGCGCUCGGAUCUGGCCUGACCGGAGAAAAUGACACUGAAGACGGGUGGAACGGUAGCAACGUCCCCGGCCUCGCACCUUUGAGCAAUACGAGAUCGAACUCUUCUACCCGCCGAAGUAGUCGUGACACCACUCUGCCGCCUUCUGGCCGCGAGAGCGGUACUGGUGCCAAUGACCUGGCCAGCUCCUUCAAUCGUCUCAAUGUCGGCAGCGGCGGCGGCGGCUCAGCCCCCGGAACAGCAUCUGGUGGUAGGCCCGUCUCUGCCAGUCUAGCUCCAGGGGUCUCUCGUCUGCUCUCACGCAACAACCAAGGCUAUGAGGGUGCAGGUACCAAUGGUUCGGAAGUCGGUGGCAGUGCUGGCAUGACACCCGUCUUCAACGAACGAUUCCUCUUCGAUGACGAGCUUGACAAUGAGGACUCAGCCUUCGUCAAGAAGUACAAUCUCUCGGACGAUGACGACAAGUUUCCUGUGCUGUUGCGCAAUGACAAGUUUGCGGCCAUGCCGAACCAGCUGUCCACUUCCUCUGCAGCGCUGGACCUUGCUCCGCUGUCCAAGAAUGAUGCACGCUACAACUCUCGAGGUCCUGGUGGUGAAGGCGCCAACGCUGGAGGAGAUGGGCCCCGCCUGUCGGAAUGGCCUCAAUUCGAAGGCCGUGGCAGGGAGGACCAAUUCAUCGACCGUCGAGGACGCUCUGAGCGCAAUUCCCCUCGUCUCAGUGGUGGCAACCCUGCGAUGCGGCCUCUUGGCAUUGGACAAACGCCGAACCGAGGAGGAGUUGGUGCGCCUCAAGAUCGUCAAGUCAGCCUCGGUGGAGGUCCGGGCGCAUCACCCUCACCUCACGCUGUCGGACAAGGGUCUUACGGAGGCAUGGCUGCCAGGGGAAGUCUGACCAACCGCCCGCAUCUGGGUGACGAUUCUGUUAACGGACCCAGCGCAUUCCAUGGCAAUGGUGCUUCAGGUCGCAAUGACGGUGCCAACGGCCCUCGCUUAAGCUCAGGUCAACACACUGGCCCACGUGAUGAUGCAGGCAACUUCCCAGGAUUCGGCAUGGACGGCUCUUCCAACAGACGCUUUGGUUCGAUGCCGCCUUCUGGACCUUUUGAUGACGACGGAAGCCAAAACCGCAACAGUGGCUUCUACAGCGGCUUCGGCAACGGUACUGGCAUCAACUCUGCAUUUGGCUACGGAGGCCCAGACGAAAAUCUGACCGCGGAUGAGCUUGCUGCUCGCAAAGGAGAACUCGAUAUCAACACUAGAUUGGAAGAUCUCCAAGGCGAGAUUUUCACCUUGUGCAAGGAUCAGCACGGUUGUCGGUACCUACAGAAGAAGCUCGAAGAGGGGGUCCCGACGUAUCGAGACAUGAUCUUUGCAGAGACCUUCUCCCACUUUGCCGACCUCAUGACGGAUCCGUUUGGCAACUACCUGUGUCAGAAGAUGCUGGAGUUCUGCACGGAUGAGCAGCGCGAUCUCAUUGUUGAGUCUGUAUCAUCAGAGUUGGUGACAAUCUCCCUCAACAUGCACGGAACCCGAGCUGUCCAAAAGACAAUCGACUUUUUGUCCACCUCGAGGCAGAUCCACUCCAUCAUCAUGGCCUUGAGCAUGAAUGUCGUGACGCUCAUCAAGGACCUCAAUGGCAACCACGUCAUCCAGAAGUGUCUCAACCGGCUCGGUUGCGAAGACAAUCAAUUCAUCUACAAUGCCGUGGCAGCCCACUGUGUCGAAGUCGCUACCCACCGCCACGGCUGCUGCGUCUUGCAGCGAUGUGUCGACCACGCCUCUGACAAGCAGCGGGUACAGCUGGUACAGGAGAUCACCUACAAUGCCUUGACUCUGGUUCAGGACCCAUUUGGCAACUACGUCGUUCAGUACAUCCUCGAUCUGAACGACGCUCGCUUCACCGAGGCUGUCAUCCGCCAAUUCAUUGGCAACGUAUGCCUGCUCUCCGUGCAGAAGUUCAGCUCGAACGUCAUUGAGAAGUGCAUCCGGGUGUCUCCCGACUCGGUGCGCAGGCUUCUUGUGGAGGAGCUGCUGAACAGGGCUCGAUUGGAGAAACUGCUGCGAGACUCGUUUGCCAACUACGUCGUGCAGACUGCCCUUGACUACUCGGACCCCAUACAGCGAGCUCAGCUGGUGGAAUGCAUUCGCCCCAUCUUGCCGAUGAUUCGCAACACGCCCUACGGCAAGCGCAUCCAGAGCAAGCUGCAGCGGGAAAGCUUUGACAUGGCAGGCCCAGGCGGUAUGGGAGGAGGCGCUGGAGGUAUGAUGGGCGGCGGCAACUUGCCUCCGCCUGGCUCAGCAGCCGGCAACGCACAUUACCAGCAGCUCCUGGCUGCAGCCGCCCAACAACAGCAGCAGCACUACCAGACGAUGGCUGCUCUUGCAGCCGCACAAGGCCAAGGUCACGGAGCUCCAUCAAGACACCAGCAGCCUCACCACGCCAUGGGCUAUCCUCCGUCCGGAGGUGGAUACGGACGCGGUGGCCCGUCCUCUGUUUCUGCAUUGCCUCCGCCUCAUCAACUGUACGGUGGCAUGGACAACGGACCAGCCCCUCCGACGGGUCCUUCGCGAGGCUAUGGUUCUCCCUCUGGCAAUCGAUAUGGGGGAGGUGCCCCUCGUGCCGGCUUGGCCCCUCGCAGCAUGAUGGGUGGUCUUGGAGGCGGCUAUGGAGGCUACGGAGGCGCCAAUGGCGGUGGUGCUGGCGGGGCUGGCGGUCACGGACGGGGUCACUACCAACCGCCUUCGGUAGGCUACGGUCAAGGUCCCUUUUGAGGCGAUUGACGCUUCAGUCUGACUCGGAAAGAUGGGCCUCCACCACCCGCUUCUGAGGUUCUUG